This is a messenger RNA of Eucalyptus grandis, 527 nucleotides long. Its product is annotated as cysteine-rich and transmembrane domain-containing protein WIH1. The record is from RefSeq and is a predicted model, not a curated record. Gene Ontology annotation, cellular component: plasma membrane. Lineage: Eukaryota; Viridiplantae; Streptophyta; Magnoliopsida; Myrtales; Myrtaceae. The coding region runs from base 121 to 351 and encodes 76 amino acids. The transcript is spliced from 3 exons.
UUCUUCUAUAAAUCUCGCACCACAUCUUCACUCCGUAUACCAUCAUCUCUCUCUCUCUCUCUCUCCAAGCAGACUAUUCCUUGAGCUAGAAGAGAUCUCAGUCAACGUUUCCGAUCGAAGAUGAGCCAAGAAAACAGCCAGAACCAAAUCCCAGUGGCCUACCCACCACCAGCAUCGGCGUUGGCAACGACCUACACGGCACCGCCCCCACCGGCCGGCUAUCCCACCAGGGAUGGUCCACAGCCAGCCCAGAAGGCCGUCCCUAUUGAAACCAAGACUAGGGGCGAUGGCUUUUGGAAGGGCUGCUGCGCUGCGCUGUGCUGCUGCUGCGUACUAGAGGAAUGCUGCUAGGAAUACCUGGAAAGGAUCGCCGUCCGUCCUAUACAUCGCUCUUUGUGUUUAGCACUCGAUUGGCCAUAAACGGGACAUGAUAUUGUCGUCGUAUUUCUAUUAUUGUAAUAUGUAUAAGUGUUCUUGAACUUCUAUUUCAUCUUUCGUGUCAUCUAUACGAUCUUGUUUCCUCUUUA